This is a messenger RNA of Plasmodium yoelii, 852 nucleotides long. Its product is annotated as conserved Plasmodium protein, unknown function. Bases 1 to 852 code for a protein of 283 amino acids. Lineage: Eukaryota; Apicomplexa; Aconoidasida; Haemosporida; Plasmodiidae. The record is from RefSeq and is a predicted model, not a curated record. The transcript has a single exon.
AUGAAAUAUUUUAUAGUUUUUAAUAUUUUUCUUUAUUUUUAUAAAACAAAUAAAUAUAAUAUUGAGGAUAAUAUAUAUUCUCAUGUAUCUUAUCAAAAAAAAAAUCAAUUUCUCAAAUUAAAUUUAACAAAUUUAUCAAAUGAUAUUGAAAUAACAAAUCAAGGAAAAAGAAUUUUAUAUGAUUUGUCAAGAAGACGAAGAAAUAAAAAACGACGAAAUAAAAGGCGAGGAAAAAAACGUAGGGGGUUUGGAAGGUUAUGGAGAAAAAAAAAUAAAAAUAAAAAUGCAAGACGAAAUAAAAGAAAAAAUAGAAAAGAAGCUCGUAGAAGAAAAAGAGAGCUCAAACGAGCUGAACGAAAAAGAAAAAAAAAGCAAAAAAAACAAAUGAAAAGAGAAAAAAAAGAAAGAAGAAAAAAGCAAAAACAAGAAAGAGAAAGAGAAAGAGAAAGAGAACAAAACAGAGUUGAACCUAACGAAUUAAAAAAUACUGAACCCAUAUUAAAUAAUCAAACUGGAAACCAAAUUGGAAACCAAGCUGUAAAUCAAACUGGAAAUAAUAACAACUCUCUUGAUUCAAAAUUAACAAAUAAUGAAGCGACAGAAAAUGAAGAAGAAGAAGAAGAAGAUAAUGUAAAUGAAUAUAAUGAUGAUAUUAAAGAAGAUGGAAGAAAUAAAAAAUCUAAUUAUUCUCCUCAAAAUUAUGAACAAACAAAUAUUCCAAAAUCUAUAAAUAGCCCAUAUUAUAAAGAAAUAGAUAGCAAUAUUAAAAUAGUAAAUAUUGCAAAAUUAGAACAUGAAUCUAAGCAUGAAAUUGUUGAUAAAAUUAAAAAGGCCUUAGAAGUUCUUGGAUAA